Molecule: messenger RNA, 846 nt
Organism: Funneliformis mosseae
Lineage: Eukaryota; Fungi; Glomeromycota; Glomeromycetes; Glomerales; Glomeraceae
Source: the annotation of a GenBank genome assembly
AUGAAGCAAUCAAAUAAAUUGGAAACUUGGGGAAAUGAAAUGACCAUGAAUUUGAACAACAUUUUAUACCAAAACAUUCAAGCUUCACCUUAUUUCAAACAACUUUAUGAAUUGAAAACUUAUCAUGAAGUUAUAGAUGAAAUUUAUAAUCACGUUGAGUCUCUUGAACCUUUCCUUAAAGGAACAACUGCGUCUACAGCCUUUUGUUUGCUUUACAAGCUUUGGACUUUACGAUUAACGGUAAAACAAAUUAAUGGUUUGAUUCAACAUACCGAUUCUCCACAUAUACGCGCGUUGGGAUUUCUUUACCUUCGUUACGUAUGUAAGCCAGUUCAUUUAUGGGACUGGCUUGAAGAAUAUUUAGACGAUGAAGAGGAUGUCCAAGUUCAAGGCGGUUCUCGUCCAGUCAUUAUGUAUGUAUCUCCUAUGGAAAAUAUAGGUAAAAUGUGUCGCCAAUUGUUAACAGAUCAAAAAUGGCUCGGAACUAUUUUACCUCGUAUUCCAGUACCAAUCGCUCGUGAUAUCGAACAAAAAUUGAAGGAGAGAUCACAACCUCCCCCUCAGCCAAGAAGGGAAUCGCCUACAUAUGAUGAACCAAAGAUACCUUCUGCAGAACGUUCACUAAGACGUGAAGACGAAGAACGAGAACAUAGACACAGUCGUAGUCGCAGUGUUGAUAAACCAAGAUCUCAUCGAACUCGAGAUUAUGAAUAUGAACGAGUCGUGAGCGUCACAGAAGACAUCGAAGUUCUAGUCGCGAUCGUAAGGAUCGUCGUAGUAGCUAUGAUUAUGAUCGAAAAAGAAAAUAUGAUGAUGAUAGAUAUGAACGUCGUAGAAGUUAAAUGA